GCGAGAGCAACAAUAAUGAUCCUUCCCACACGCACUAUGUCCCCGCCGCAUGGGGCUUUCCAUCCGCCGUCGCACGCGCAUCCUGACGAGGAGCCCGUUUCCCGCACUUACCAAUACAGAAAAGUUAUGAAACCAAUGCUUGAAAGAAAGCGACGCGCUCGUAUCAAUCGUUGUCUCGAUGAACUCAAAGAUCUCAUGGUUACCGCGCUCCAAGCUGAAGGUGAAAACGUCUCAAAAUUGGAGAAAGCUGACAUAUUGGAACUGACAGUACGCCAUCUCCACAGCUUGAAACGAAGAGGACAGUUAGUGCUUAAACCCGAAAUGUCAUACGCCGAACGUUUCCGUGCAGGAUUCGCCCAAUGUGCUACGGAAGUGUCACAGUUUAUCACCAACGCCACUGUUGCAGCUAAUGCUAUGCAUCGACAAGGCCCCGUUGAUCCUCAAGCUGGAGCGAGGUUGCUUCAGCAUUUAAGCAAUUGUAUAAGAAGAUUAGAAGCCCCUCCAGUUGUGCAACCUCAGCCGCUUGCGCCUGGUGCUGUUGCGAGACCUACUCCAGUGCAAGCGAUAGCACCGGCACCGGCAGCAGCACAGCCAGCCCAGGUCCUUCAAAGGACGUCACUAGUGGAACGAGGACUUAAAAGACAGGCAGAGGAACCAAUUGACGUGGAAACGAUUGGAACGAAAAGAGCAUACGCACCGCCCUCGCCGCCACACAGCCCCGCCUCCGAGCCAGACUCCGCCCAGUCGAUGUGGCGGCCGUGGUGACCCACCGCCACCUCAUGAUCUCGUCCCCACGUCCAGGAUUGUGACCCCAGUGUGAUAGUUACGAAUGUUUUGUUGUUUGAUACCGUUAACGUUCCUAGAACCGAUGUGUUAGAAAAUUAUGCAUGAACUCGCUUUGCUUGUUGAAGUUUGUUUUUAAUUUAAUAAAAUAAGGUUUUGUUUUUACGAGUUAACUGUUAUUUUUGUAUUCCUAACUUCAACGUCUUCCGCGUCGGUUAUGCAUUUACUUGUUAAAAUAUUAAGAAGUACCAUAGUUUAGCGUAGUACCUAAGUUAAUACUGUGAUACAUAUUUGUAGACUCUACUCGAAUAGGAGUUUGUUAGGUCUAUGUAAAGACAUAUGCUUUUGAAUAUACAUCGCUAUAAUAGUGAAA
Messenger RNA from Vanessa atalanta (red admiral), 1156 nucleotides. Its product is annotated as enhancer of split mbeta protein-like. The transcript has a single exon. The coding region runs from base 16 to 765 and encodes 249 amino acids. NCBI's taxonomy places the organism in Eukaryota, Metazoa, Arthropoda, Insecta, Lepidoptera, Nymphalidae. Gene Ontology annotation, biological process: regulation of neurogenesis; anterior/posterior pattern specification; regulation of transcription by RNA polymerase II. Gene Ontology annotation, cellular component: nucleus. Gene Ontology annotation, molecular function: DNA-binding transcription factor activity, RNA polymerase II-specific; RNA polymerase II cis-regulatory region sequence-specific DNA binding; protein dimerization activity. The record is from RefSeq and is a predicted model, not a curated record.